CUCAAAACUAGUAGUAAAGUUUCACCGUCUCUCUCCGCCUCUGAUUGCGAUCAAUACUCUUCAUCUUCCUCAUUGGUAUCGAUCAUCGUCAUCUUCAUAUACAUAAUUAACCAAAAAAAUGGCUGUUACAUUUUCGGAUCUGCACACCGAAUCGGGGCUCAAGUCCCUCAAUCAGUUUCUCUCCGGGAAAAAAUAUAUUUCUGGGGAUAAACUUACCAAGGAUGAUGUCAAGGUAUACGCAGCAGUUUUGGAGAAACCUAGUGCCGAUCAAUUUCCCAAUGCAAGCCAGUGGUACCAUUGCGUCUCUUCGCAUCUAGCCCCAAGCUUCCCGGGAAAAGCUGCUGGCGUGAGAAUAGCCGGCCAAGGUCCUCCAAUAGAAGCAGCUCCAGCCAAGAAGGAAGCACCAGCUGGAGAUGAUGAUGAUGACCUGGAUCUCUUUGGUGAUGAGACUGAGGAGGAAAAGAAGGCAGCAGAAGAGAGGGAGGCAGCAGCUAAAAAAUCUGCCAAGAAGAAAGAGAGUGGAAAGUCAUCUGUUCUUUUGGAUGUGAAACCUUGGGAUGAUGAGACAGACAUGAAGAAGCUGGAAGAGGCUGUUCGGAGCAUCGAGAUACCUGGUCUCUUGUGGGGAGCAUCAAAACUAGUUGCUGUUGGUUAUGGAAUAAAAAAGCUGCAGAUCAUGAUGACUAUAGUGGAUGACCUUGUUUCAGUGGAUACACUCAUAGAAGAAACACUCACGGUCGAGCCUAUCAAUGAAUACGUACAGAGCUGUGACAUUGUUGCCUUCAACAAAAUCUAAUCCUAGAUUACCGUUCCCAGGCUGUAUUAUUGUUUUGUCGUAAUUGUGUUCUAUGAGGUUUUUUUUUCUCCAGUUGUGUUCUUUCAUCUUCUGAAGUAGACAUACAAAAACUACCUGCCUAGUCUCUAUUGUUUUGAUGGCAUUUCUGUUUAGUUUCUGUAAGAUCUUAACAGAACUAUCUUUGGUUAUUUAUAGAAAAGCUUUUAUAGGCACAUGAGCUUGACUUUAGUAUUU
Camellia sinensis is the source of this 1030-nucleotide messenger RNA. Its product is annotated as elongation factor 1-beta 2. NCBI's taxonomy places the organism in Eukaryota, Viridiplantae, Streptophyta, Magnoliopsida, Ericales, Theaceae. Gene Ontology annotation, molecular function: guanyl-nucleotide exchange factor activity; translation elongation factor activity. The record is from RefSeq and is a predicted model, not a curated record. Gene Ontology annotation, biological process: translational elongation. Gene Ontology annotation, cellular component: cytosol; eukaryotic translation elongation factor 1 complex.